AUGCAUAUUCACGUGAUCACCGCCAUCGUGCUUCUCGCAUGUGCUAGUCUAAAUUCUGCCGGUACGUUUACGAAUGACUGCCCUGUCUUAGAUAUUAUGACCCUUCCUGAUUAACUGAUCGUACUUUAUCCUAGUGACUAACGCAAUUCACUUCUGUUUCUUAUCUAGAGGAGAACUGCAAGAAAGAGGGUGAACCCUGCGACAAAACCGUCUUUAACCGAUGUUGUGACAAUCUCGUUUGUGAUUGGCAAUCAAUAGGCAAUGGCAAGUGCGUCAAGUGCCUCGACGAAGGACGCCUCUGCGCGAAGGAUGAAGAGUGUUGCAGCGGGCGCUGCCAUUUGCUCAAAUGUGUUGCCAAGGAAGAUUCGUCGACAACCUCAUCGCACUCAACGACCCCAUCGCACUCGACGACCCCAUCGCACCCGACGACCCCAUCGCACUCGACAACCCCAUCGCACUCGACGACCCCAUAG
Molecule: messenger RNA, 473 nt
Organism: Spirometra erinaceieuropaei
Lineage: Eukaryota; Metazoa; Platyhelminthes; Cestoda; Diphyllobothriidea; Diphyllobothriidae
Source: the annotation of a GenBank genome assembly